Molecule: messenger RNA, 3535 nt
Organism: Oncorhynchus gorbuscha (pink salmon)
Lineage: Eukaryota; Metazoa; Chordata; Actinopteri; Salmoniformes; Salmonidae
Product: acyl-coenzyme A diphosphatase FITM2-like
Exons: 2
Coding region: 39-809 (256 amino acids)
Biological process (GO): lipid storage; lipid droplet organization; phospholipid biosynthetic process
Cellular component (GO): endoplasmic reticulum membrane
Source: RefSeq, a predicted model, not a curated record
GCUGAUGUACCUACCAAUCCCCAGGUCAUUCUUGUUCCAUGUGUCCGCAUUUCAACAUGGCAGCCGUGGAUGUCAUCGUGGACAACUUUGCUGCACUUUGGAGUAAACCUUUUAACCGUGUUAUAUUGGCUCAGAUUUUUUUUGCUAUUUCAAUAGUGGGAUCCUUUGUAAAUUGGACACAGCUCGUUCCGGAGACAUAUUUCAGCAACAGAAGAAAUGUUGUCAAUAUGUAUUUUGUCAAAGUUUCCUGGGGCUGGUCCUUGCUGCUGUUGACCCCGUUCAUCCUCUUCACGUCAUACAAGAACUUGACCUUUGCCCUCCGGCGACUGAGCUCAUUGGUGGUGGCCACAGCCAUUUGGUACACCAUCACCAAGUUUUUUUCCUACAUCAACAAUGCCACAGGUACCUGUCACGUUCCUGAAUCUGAAGCCAUGGAAGUCCCACAUGAUGACAUCACCUCAUGCAGGAAUGCUGGCGGUCAAUGGGACGGCUUUGCCAUCUCAGGACACUCGUUCAUUCUGUCGUACUCUGCACUCAUCAUUGCCGAAGAAAUGGCACCUAUGGUGCACCUGGUGAAGAAGAACAGGAAUACUGUUUUGGAUUUGUUAUAUGUUUCCCUUAAUUGGAUAGUAAUCACCUGGAUAUGGAUGUUUGUGUGUACCUCGGUGUACUUUCAUUCUUUCCCUGAGAAGCUUCUCGGGACAGUUUUGGGGAUUGUGCCAUGGUUUGUCACAUAUCGGAUAUGGUAUUCAAUGCCCUUCUCUCCUGGUCUCCCAUAUCAGCCAAAAGAGCAGAGACAACUAGCUUAAAACCAGCACUACUUAGCACUAGGCUAGACCUCCUACUCUCCUAAUGUAUUGGCUCUGUAACAUGUUUGACUGCCACCUUCAAAACACUCACGUUAAAAACAUUGACAUUCUUCUCAUGUUCCAAGUUGACUGUUGGUAUUUAAAGUUUUUUUUCUUUCCUUCAGAAAGGUCAUUGGACAGGGGGCCAGGGUAGGUUUGCACACGCGGGUCUCGACUCCAUGUGUGGCUGUAGGCAUCUAGUGUUCUUAAAAUGACACUGAUGUCAUCUGAGAUCAGUGCAGUGCAUGGCGUUGAUGCCUAGGCCUAUUCACUAGCUCGUCGUCCCCAGGGUUGGGGUCAAUUUCAUUUCAAUUUAAGCAGUAAACUGACUUUUUUUUAAGAUAAAGGUGUGCACCCCAACAUAAAGAAAAAUGAAUUCACCACAACUCUGGGGGUCGUGCUAUUUGUUUGGAAUACUUCAUCUUUUAAAAGCCAAUGUUGUUCUGAAAGCCUUUGCAGUAUGUGUAUGUAUGGUUGGAGAGUGUCAUUUUAGUGUUAGUUCAUUUUCAGUUUGUUUCAAUUCUCAUUAUUUUAUUUGUGUGGAAAUGUAUAUUGGAGAGAAAUAUAUAAAGUAAUCAAUUUUAGUGGCAAAUGUAGUGGGGAACACUUGAGAAUGUUUACAAUGAAAUAGUUGAAGGUAUUUAAAAAAAAAAUGUGUGCUUUGCCAACUCAUUUUUUUGUAACACAACCCUCCAAAUAGAAAUGAGAUCCGUUCUUAUGUGGUUGUCCCACCUCGCUAUCUUAAGAUGAAUGUACUAACUGUAAGUCGCUCUGGAUAAGAUGCUAAAUGACUAAAAUGUAAAUGCCAAAUGUCUUAAAUGUCCAGCCGUUCUCAAUCAACAAUGUUUUAGUCAUAAGGUUUACAUGGCCUGACAAAAUUAUAUCCUAACUUUUUUUUUUUUACAAAUCAUUAAGGACAACAUGCAAUUAUUUCCAGAACCAAAAGGUUCUAUUCAUAUUAUGGCUACUACUAGCUGUAGGCCUAUCUGUUUAUUCUCAGCACUACCAAGGGAAUAUUCAGCAUGAUGUGCAAGUAAAAUAAAAGGUAUUUUUAGUAGGUUGCCUGACAAUGCAUUAUAACACUUCAUAACCAGGAGAAUUGUCUGUUUUGCUUAGCAUUGCGAAAAGCCAUAUAGUACAAAAUAAGAGAAAAUGCAUUACAUUCAAUCAUGUUGAAAUAACAAUUCUGUAAACUUAUGUUUUUCAUUUUCAGAAUUUAUUUUUCCUUGAUGACAACUGAAUAAAUUAAGGCUUAUGAACAGACAUCAAAAGCACUAAAUAAAUGCAUAUUUAUAAAUAUAAAAAAAUACUAUUGUGAAAUAUAUUGGCCACAAAUAACAACUAGGAUUACUCAACUUGUUGAAUUCCUUGGCUUGAGAGUUAUGUGAGCCAUAUGAAAUAAAUACAUAAUUUGCAGGAACUCAGUUUUAAGAGGCAGUGAAUUAUUGGUAACAAUGGUGAUUGUUAUAAUGAAACCUAGAAAAACACUGACAAUGAUAGGCUAGUUAUGGAAAUGUAAUUUCUCAAUUGGUCUCUGACAUUACACCCAGACAGUGUUAGUUUAUGUAUCAGUGAAAGUCCCAGGAAAAAACCCACCAAAUGAAGUGGAUUGUAGACACACUUGAUUUGAACUACUGUUUGGCUAAUAAUGAAAGCCAGUGUAUUAGUUGAGUACUAGGCUAAAUGUACAAAUGUGUUAACGUGCUUACUUCCAGCAACAACAAAAAAAGCUCAAACUUAAGAUUUUCAAACCUGUGCCAUUUUAUGUUAUUGUUGUUAGACAGGCAACUACUGGUGUCAAAUGUUCUUUCCAUUACAUAUAUCUCCAAAGCUCAACAUGAAGAAAACGCCAGACAGUUAUUCAGUUGUGAAUGUUUUCUUCUCACCAACAAACACCCAAUGUGAUGAGAUGAACUGUGACUUCUCAAAUUGCUGUUUUCAGAUGAACUUGUAGGGCUGGUUUCCCAGACAGACAUUAAGCCUGUCCCUGGACUAAAAAGUUAUGUCAAUGGAGAUUCUCCCUUGAGCAUGCUAUUUAGUCCAGGACUAGCUUUAAUUUGUGUUCAGAAACCGCUUCCAGGUGUGUCUUGACAAGUAUUCAAAGUGAAACCUUUAUGUGAAUCCAAAAUUACACCCUAUUCCCAACAUAGUGCACUACUUUUGAUCAGAGCCUUAUGGUCCCUUGUCAAAAGUAGUGCACUACAUAGGAAAUAGGGUGCCAUUUAGUACUUAAACAUAGAUACCCUACACAGCUGACACACUGUUAAUGAAACAUUGGCCAUCGUUUUUCAGCCAUGCAGUCUGUUAACAACCAUACGCACGGUUACUCUGUUCACUCAAAAAUCUUGCCUUUUCCUUUUCCUACAAGGAAUAAACAUGUUCUUUGUCGAAAUCUGCUGCCCAUGACUUCACAAUGAGAUGGAACUGAAGAUCCAAGGUUUAUCUAGUCUUCUACUUUAAUGCUCUCCUGUCACCUCACUUCCCUCUGCCAUUUUGAAAAGGAGGACGGGGGGAGGACAUGAGGAAAGACUAUUGAGAAAGAGCUAUUUCAGUGGCAAACCAGAACUGGAUCUUACUGUCUUGUAUGUUGUCUUGUUAUGCAUUGAGUGUCAAGUUACUGUAUGUUUUAUUUUUUUACCCAGACCUUAUUUAAAUUGAAAUAAAUCCUUGUAGUUCUACAAUUAUAA